This is a messenger RNA of Morus notabilis, 471 nucleotides long. RefSeq lists its product as uncharacterized. Bases 127 to 462 code for a protein of 111 amino acids. NCBI's taxonomy places the organism in Eukaryota, Viridiplantae, Streptophyta, Magnoliopsida, Rosales, Moraceae. The record is from RefSeq and is a predicted model, not a curated record. The transcript has a single exon.
CUCGUUAGUUUGGAAUUGGAGCUAAGCUAGCUAGCACAACAAAGUUUUCCAAUGAAGAGGCAGAGAAAUGUGGAGUGAAAUAGUUUGAAGGUUGUUGUGAAGUUUGAAGCUGAUUCGACGGCGAAGAUGGGAAAGAAGAGAGGGGUGAUCAAAGAAGAUCAGGCGGGCAAUAAGGCCGAGGAAGAGUACAAGUGUAGCGAAAUAAGUCCCUCAUCGAGUACGCGGUCGGCGGCGGCGUCAAUGGCGGCGGAGAGUGGCUUAGUGGGUUGGGACGAUGAAGAGAGUUGGUGGCCGUGGUUGAGUAGCAUGGUGGACGAGCAGAUGUCGUGGGGCUCCUUUUGGUUGCCGUUUUGGGAUGUUGAGUUUAUGCAGGGUGAGGCUUAUAAUAUGUUGGUUGGUGAUGUGAUUUGGGAUGAUGAUAUUUGGGGCAUUAGGGGAAUCAAAGAGGUGCCAAAUCCAUGAGAUACUGAA